AUGAAUCGAAUGCCGAAUAUCGUUUCGGCAUUCGAUGACAAUGGAUGCAUUUUUUGCAAUGUGAACAAGGACAGUUGGCCAAACAUUUUGCAAAGCUCAUCCGUGUGCAGCUUACAUCUUAACUUCUUAAGCAAACAACCAGAUAUAAUAUUGGAUUCACCUUAUUUUGGUACACAAUUCGGUGCUUUUGAGAAACCUGACGAUCUAACAGAUUUUGAUUUGCAUCAAGUCAAUGGCAAAGGAUCAGCAACGACUCGUUUUCUGUCACCUUCAUUUACGAUUGAGCACAGUGAUGCUUUUGCCAUUACUUUACAUAGCGUGCCCUGCGAAGCACCUUCCUCCAGUUCAGAAGGAAUAUAUUGUUCUGAAGCUGAUUCGAGAAGCCCAAGUAACUUGGAUCAAAUAAGGCUAGAAGAUGUUAGACAUGUUCUUCUUAGUGACGACGUUGAGGUUACAAUAGCUUCCGAUGACAGUUCAUUAAUUUCAAAGGUCAAAUCUUUUGGCAAUGUUCUAGAUUUGGAUCCUGUAGAAGUGCUGAAUCCACCCGACAUAGGACACGAAGAAAAUAUUGAACUUGGUGAUGAUCUUGAGUCAAAUGAGGGCAACAGAAUCGAAAUGGAUAUCAAGGUUGCUGCUGAAGAGGACUCCAGAGAUGUUUAUGGUGGCAAUCCGACAUCCGGCAUGUCCAGGAAUGACUCCUUUCUAGACGUGGUUCUUCAUCUUCCUAAAAUUGCAUCUCUUCCUAAAAUUGCAUCUUUUUCUCUAUUUGCACCUCUUUCAUUCCCAUAUGAUUAUGAUGAUUAUGAUUUCAGAAUGUUCGAGUAG
Trifolium pratense (red clover) is the source of this 825-nucleotide messenger RNA. RefSeq lists its product as uncharacterized. The coding region runs from base 1 to 825 and encodes 274 amino acids. The transcript has 3 exons. NCBI's taxonomy places the organism in Eukaryota, Viridiplantae, Streptophyta, Magnoliopsida, Fabales, Fabaceae. The record is from RefSeq and is a predicted model, not a curated record.